AUGCCCAAUGACCCUAAUCCAUCUCCCUCCACGCCUCUAAACGGUACGCUGCCGUUUGAAAUUCUCACGUGCAUCCUGGAUUAUUUUGCCUUUGAACUCCACGGACAGCCGGUGCGCAUCGGACCUACUUCCCCAGAUUCUUCUGAGGGAUCAGAUUCAUCUUCCGAGGCUGCUUCUUCAUCUUCCCGUUUAUCUCUUUCACCUUCCCAAUUCCUCGAUUACCGAUUGGUUUGCAAAGCAUGGUCUGAAGCUGUCAUAUCAAUAUAUUUUCGUGAUAUCCGCUUGGACAAUUCGCGUCGCGCACAAAUCAUUUUGGACAACUGGACUGAUGCUAUCUAUGGCCCAAACCUCUCAUGCCCCGUCAGGCGUCUUUCUAUCCGAAAUAUGUGGUAUUCGAGACAAGGAGCUAUAGUGAGAUGCCGAGAUCGAGCCUCACCACCAGUGGUGAUGGAUCAGGUGGUGCCACUCAUCAAACUGCUCGGCCUCAACUUGAAUGAAUUGUCAAUUGUAUACACUCACUCAAUGGGUGUCCGACCAGCUAUGGUCAAAGCGGUUCAGGCCCUCACCCAUCUCAAGGAAUUGAGCAUCUCGCACGUACCUUGGGGUAGUUACGCAAAGGGAAUUUACGAUUCGAAAUCUUUGGUUGAUCUCAUGGCUGCUAUUCCUCGACUCGAAUGCUUAACAAUACACUGGAGUGAUCUCGGAAAUCUGCCAUUUAAACCUAAUGCAUUAAGCAAGUUGAGACGGUUCUCUUUCACGUCUUAUUGCAACAAUAGCAAAGCUCUUACUCACAUCUGCGAGACUGCAAAAGAUAGCUUAAAGGUUGUUGAUAUUUCCUCUGGUGAUAGAGGUCAAGAAAAUAUUGGACGCAUACUCAAACCAAUACAAGCCAAUCUCGAAGGUUGCUUUACCACUGUAUUUAGUGUCAUUCCAACUUCCGUUCUCAAGAUGGAAUUUCCAAAACUCCGCGUGAUAGCUAGUUGGCAUUGCCCUUUUCCACUUGGAUCAGAAUUGAAAUGGUUAAAUUGGCUCAACUGGCCGAUGCUUCAACAUGUUCGCACACUCGUUACGCCUGUCCCGCAGAAGUAUUGGAAAAAGGCAUUAAACUUAGCUGGACUCAACGCCUUUCAGAAAGUUCCCAAUCUUAAACACAUUAUCUUUACCGGAUCCGGUGUGAAGGCAGAUCCUCAUCUGACUGAGGCGUUCAAAUUGCGCGGGGUUCAGUGUCACUGCAGACCAAAGUUCACAACCGAUGAAAUCAUGAUUCUCUGGACCAAACUAGAUCAAAAUGUCUUUCUGAUGUUUAUCGUUGAUUCUAAUAGCGAGUAUUCAAUAGGCAAAAUAGAUACAGUUUAUGACUUCUUUGCGCGUUUGCUGCCGGUACAAGGACUCCGAAGGUUUUGUAAUCAAUCGUCAGAGAAACAAUUUACAACUUUUCAUUUGCUUGUUAUCCAGAUGACACCAUGUUUGAGCCUACACAACAUGGAUGUUUCACUACAAAAUAGGACAUGGUCAGUUGGAUGUAUAAUUCUAGGCACUGUCAAUAUCAGGGAACUUGUAACAUAG
Molecule: messenger RNA, 1566 nt
Organism: Melampsora larici-populina 98AG31
Lineage: Eukaryota; Fungi; Basidiomycota; Pucciniomycetes; Pucciniales; Melampsoraceae
Exons: 3
Coding region: 1-1566 (521 amino acids)
Source: RefSeq, a predicted model, not a curated record